AAAAAAGCCAACAACGCGUAAAUAAUUAAAGUCGUGAUAAUGAAUCUUCUUCUUCUUCUUCUUCCAAAUUCUCUUUAUCACUUGUACUUUUUCUACACACUCACACUCUCUCACACUCAUCGCCACCAUGUCCUCGCUAAGAUGUACCAAUGAAGAAUACCAUUACCCUCGACGACGAUGUACUAGUAGUAAAAGCAACAACGCUCACCCACACCGUCACCAUCAAAUGCCUUCCCUUUCAUCCUCCAUAUCAUCAUGUUCCACCUCCUCUUCUGCAACGGAUAGCCGCAAUCUGCGCAGAGAACAGCAACUGAUCCAUGAUCGAUACGCACAUAAUCAGCAACAGCACCAUACAUCUCACAACCUCGAGCGAUCUCGCUCGGCAGGAAGCAGCUACUAUUAUUAUCGUGCAGGAGCAGGACUCAGAAGAACAAGCAGCAAGAUGACGAGAGACCAAUACGGGAAUGGUCAAGACUGGGAUAAUAUUCUACAAUUGUCCAAGUGCCGGUCAUGUCCUGCCAGACAUCAACAGCACCAGCACCAGCAGCCAGAAAAACAGCCGCAACAACGUCCACGGUCGCAGCAAGAGCAGCCAAACCCGAGGCGAGUGUCAUUUAAUCAACAGGUCGUCGUGAUCACGCCCACAUUGCUGCCAACAGAAGAGAGUCCGUAUCUUUUAUCUGCAUUGUUCGAUGAGCAAACACAGCAGCAUUCAGGUCACACAAAUAAGAACAGCCAUUGUCUAGUUACAACAACGCCGACACUCUAUGCACAUGCAAGAGAUGACGGUGACUUUGACGACGACACCCAGCAGCAGCAGCAGCAUCAUAACGCCAGCAACUGGUGGUGGGACGAAUCACAAUUGGCUGUAGAACUAGCCGACGAUACAACCGACCCUAGCGACAUUGCAUGGUACAAGCGAAUCGUAUACCACGACACCAAGUUAUUACCUUGUCUAGACAACAUGAUGCGCCGCCGGUCAUCCAGUACCACCACCACUACUACUACUACUACUACUGCGAACACCUCUAAUUGCGGCAGUAGUGCUAGUGAUAAAUGGUGGUCUCGGCGUGUCUCAGAAGAUAACAAUCCUCCUGCAGCCCGUGAUGCGACUGUCAUGCCAUUGAAAUUGACUGGCGGUGGCCGCGUUGCUGUCGGUGCUGGCCGUCGUGGUGGCACCACCAAUGCCUCUACUACCACCCAAUCCUCCCCCUCCUUCCCCACUUCUACCUCUUCAUCAUCACCAUCUACUGACCUCCAAUCACAUUGCACAAACCCUAAACGACGACGCCCCUGUUUACAAAAAUUCACCCGGUCUAUCAAAAAAUUAGUGAUGGGAUUUGUACUAUAGUAUACAUAUACACCCACUCGUAAAUACGAGUAACUUAAUCUUUUUUAUAAUAGUAGACAUUAUAUAUAAUGCACAAUUAAUCUGUAUAAAUCAAGAAGAAGAACGUACUUUACACGUCACAUCAAACAACAAAGUCGUCCUGCUCUCAGUAGACAGCAUGAAUGUUUUUGUUUUGGCUGCAAAAGAAGCUCAAGCAUACCCUAAUCCCUUGGGCUUGUUUUUUAUUUCCGAUCUGAUGGAAGGUUCUCUUGGUCUCCAUACUGAUAAGCUCUCUUUCUUCACCAAACUACAUUCUCUCAUUUCUCUUAAAACAACCCCCCCAAAUAAAGAAACGGACUUGAACAGCAC
Molecule: messenger RNA, 1699 nt
Organism: Zychaea mexicana
Lineage: Eukaryota; Fungi; Mucoromycota; Mucoromycetes; Mucorales; Lichtheimiaceae
Exons: 1
Coding region: 128-1351 (407 amino acids)
Source: RefSeq, a predicted model, not a curated record